Molecule: messenger RNA, 411 nt
Organism: Gossypium raimondii (Peruvian cotton)
Lineage: Eukaryota; Viridiplantae; Streptophyta; Magnoliopsida; Malvales; Malvaceae
Exons: 1
Coding region: 1-411 (136 amino acids)
Source: RefSeq, a predicted model, not a curated record
AUGGCAGAGAAGGAGGGAGGGAUUGUGAAGGAAGGGCAUGAUGAGGGAAUGAAUAUGGCUAUUGGUCUUCUGGAAGAGUUUGGGCUCCCAUUGGGACUUCUCCCUCUUGCAGAUGUGAUUGAAGUUGGUUUCGUAAGGAAUACAGGUUACAUGUGGAUUGUGCAGAAAAAGAAGGUUGAACACAAAUUUCAGAUGAUCAGCAAACUGGUCAGUUAUGACACUGAAAUUACCGGUUUUGUUGACAAGAAGCGGAUCAAGAAGCUGAAGGGAGUUAAGGCUAGAGAACUCAUGUUAUGGCCUCCAGUAAAUGAGAUUGUAGUGGACGAUCCACCCACUGGAAAAAUUCACUUCAAGAGCCUCGCUGGUGUAACCAAGACCUUUCCCGUUGACGCAUUCGCUGCCGGGCAGUAA